Messenger RNA from Cylindrotheca closterium, 1077 nucleotides. The record is from the annotation of a GenBank genome assembly. Lineage: Eukaryota; Bacillariophyta; Bacillariophyceae; Bacillariales; Bacillariaceae.
AUGGGGGGUGAGAGCAAUUGCUUGCAAGUCGCUCAGCAGAUCCCGUUUUCCUUUUUCAAUCUUGGCCUUGUGAACGAUGCAAAAGUGUCACAAGAAGAUCUGUAUUUUUCGAGAGACGAUCUGACUAAUCCUGCCUUACAAAAUGAGACUCCUCUGGUGCAGUUUUGGUUGAUGUGCGCGUCCAUAUUUGACCAUCCAUGGACGAUGCUUUUUGAUGAAUUUCUCGAGGAAUCCCCAAUCCCUUGCAUUCAAGAAACAAAACGGAAGGUGAUUGAGGGAUUUCCCAACAACGAAACUAAUAAGGUGGAGAUUCACAAGGGGGUCAAAAAGAUAUUUGAUCCUGAUUACGAGGAUUCUGAGGAGGAAGACGAUCCGACGGGUGACAAGGACACUGGCCUUGUCAAUAAGUUCGGCCAACCCGAUGGGUGGGACUCUGACGAGACAGUGGACUACAACUCCAACGACAGGAGGAAAGACAUGGACAUAGACGUCGAUUUUGGCGAUGAUGGCUGCUACGACGACGACAAUGACAAGGAUGAUGUGGAGGAGGAUGACAAUGAUGCUGACAAAUCGUCCAAGGAUUCUGUCAUUCUUGUGGAAAGUACCUACCAGACUACGGACAAAGAUAGUGACAAUGACAACAACAACAUGGGCCUGAAUACCAAUGAGGCAGUUUCCGAACUGACCGGCGUCACUGGUGAAGACAAGGAUCCCAAAUUGGCAUCCCCCCCAAGGAAGAAGGGACGGUCCCACAGGGUUUCCUUGGUCGCUCAUUCAACAGAAAUGGAGGUGGACGGGAGCUCUUUCAGUGAAUCCGGUGCUAAACGUACACAUUCAGCGUCUACCUCACAACCAACCAAAAAACCAGCACAGAAAACUGACACUACCUCCACAAAGAAAAGCUCUAAAGCCAAACAUAGACUUCAACGCAGCUUGACAUUGGAAGAACGCCUAGAUGGGUUGCGCCAAGUCAACUUGGACGGCAUGGACGGCCGGCCUCUCUUGGUUGAACUGGGAAUGGCGUACAACUACCAAGGCCAACAAGGGGGAACACGACCCAUGCCUCUAUUAUCUUGA